AUGCCGCGCGGCUUCCUCGUCAAGCGCAGCCGGCGCCCCGGUGGCUCCUACCGGGCUCGCCCGCGGGAGCAGGACCCAGACCGGGACCCGCCGCCCGCCCCUCCGCCGCCGCCGCCGCCGCCCCCGCCGCCCACCGCCGGGGACAGCCCCACCGCUAGACAGGGGGCGGAGGAGGAGGAGGAGGAGGGCGAGGAGGAGGAGGGCGCCGCCGCCGCCGCUUGCCCCGCGACGUGGCCCCCCGGCGGCGGCUGCAGCGGCCCCGGGGUCACCCAGCCGGAGGGUCCGGCCGCUUGGGGGGCGACGGGGCCGUGCAGCGUGGCGGGGCCGCGGGCGGCUCUUUUCGAGCGGUGCCUCAGCUCCCCCGCCUCCGCCGAGUCCUUCCCCUUGGCCGCCUCCUUCCCGCCCGCCGAGAAGCUGCUGCUGCAGCCGCGCACACCCCUGCCCGCCCCGCCACCGCCGCCGGUGCCCGCGCUGAAGCGGCCGUCGCGGGCCAAGACGCCUGCCAAGAAGGGCAAGGCCACGCGGAAGCUGAGCUUCGCCGACGAGGUGACCACCUCGCCCGUGCUGGGGCUGCGCAUCAAGGAGGAGGGGCCCGAGGGCCGGCCGGGACCGCCGGCGGGGCGCACGCCGCUGGGCGAGUUCAUCUGCCAGCUGUGCAAGGAGCAGUACGCGGACCCGCUGGCGCUGGCCCAGCACCGCUGCUCCCGCAUCGUGCGCGUCGAGUACCGCUGCCCCGAGUGCCACAAGAUCUUCAGUUGCCCCGCCAACCUGGCAUCUCACCGCCGCUGGCACAAGCCGCGUCCCGGCCCCAGCGCCGACGGCGCCGCCGCCUCCCCGCCGGGCAAGGAGAACAGCCCCGAGCGGCGACUCCGCGGCCCCGCCGCGCCCCCGCCACAGCCCCCGCCGCCGACCCGUCAGCACCGCGGAGGCGCGGACAGCGCCGGCGGCGCCCCGGCCGCCCCCGGCCCCGGCCCCGGCCUCGGCCCCGCUCACAGCGGCGCUCCCGGCCCCGGCGGGGAGGCGUUCGCCUGCCCCUGCUGCCAGAAGCGCUUCCGGCGGCAGGCUUACCUCCGCAAGCACCUGGGCACCCACGGGGCAGCGCGGCCGGCCGCCUUCGGCCCGCCGGAGCGCGGGCCCCUCGCCUUCGCCUGCCACCUCUGCGGCGCCCGGUUCCCCUCGGCGGAUAUCAGGGACAAGCAUCGGCUGUGGCACGCCGUGCGGGAGGAGCUGCUGCUGCCGCCGCCGCCGCCCGCCAGCGUUCCCGAGGGCGGCGCGGCGGGCGGCGAGCGGCAGGGCUUCCCCUGCAAGCACUGCCCCGCCACCUUCUUCAGCGCACCCGGGCUGGCGCGGCACGCCAGCAAGUGCCACCCGCCGGAGAGCAGGCAGGUCCUGCUGCUCCAGGUGCCCGUCCGGCCGGGCUGCUAGGCCCGCGGCUGCCUCGGUGGGACUGCUCCGAGGGCCCGGGCUAGCCGAGCGGGUCCUGGCCACGCUGUAAUUCCUAUGGAAAGUCGCGGCUCUCACGGUUAUGACGGCGGAGAAAGCCGCCCGCGGACUCCCGCCCGCCGCCUCUCCGGCCGGUGGGUAGCGAUGCGCGCCCCGCACGGGCACGGCAGCGGGCUCAGCCUACGAGCGGCACCGCCGCCGCUCCACGGGGCCGGCCAGCAGCACUCACACCGAGCCCCGCACGGGAGGGAGGGCCGCGCAGACCCCCAGCUGCCGGGGCGGCUGAAGGACUCGGGGCGGCUGUGGGCACGAUCCCGGGUGAAGAGUCCUGCCAGCGUCUGCCGGGAGUCGCGCAAUGCCCGGGCGCCGGGUACGGGCCCACCGCUGGUAUAUCUUCCGUGGCGACUCUCGGAUAGAAAGUACAGCUGUAUAUACGGUAUUUAAAGAGAGGAAUUAUUUUUCGUGAGAAAAGGAGCCUGAUCUAGUGACCUUGUUUUAAUAGCCUUAGCCCCUGAGCUUCAACACUUAAGUUAUGGUGAGGUGUUUUGUUUGCUGUACUCUGUACUAAGAUAGCCGAGAAAGUAAAUGUUCAUAUUAAGUCAAUGUCAAGUCAUAUAAUAGCUAGUAUGGGAAACUAAUUGUGCUGUCUGCUUAAUUGAAAUACAAGGUGUUGAUCUAUGUAUGCAUCUCCUGCUUACUCUGUGUCUCUGUACUCUAGCGACUGUGUAGUAGGCAAAACACGUCUCUGGCAGUUGCCCAUUCCAAAACCUGCUCUGUUAGUGGUUUGUUAGUGCAGCACAGACAGUAGCCAGGAGCGCAGUUCAGUGUCACCUGGCUGGGCAGUGUGUGGCCCUGCCAGGCCCUGCAUCGUAGGCAGGUAGAAAGGACCCCGUCUGCAGCUGGCCUUUUCAGGAGGCCUCCGACCCCUCUCCACUGUGAGCUGCGCAUUUGAUGUGAGUUCCUCCAAGUCUUGUGAACAGCUGAAAUUAGGACAUGAAACAGUCUUUAGACGUUUUGCUAAAGUGCAGAUGACAGGCUACCUUCCUUCUCCCUAACAACACCUACUUUUAGCAAAGCAUCCUGUGGUGUGUUCCCUGGCUUUGACAGUGCUCUGGCCAAAUGCUUUGAAAUGCUGUUGAAUUUACCAGCUACUGACAUUUCAGACAUAUUUAUUUAUUUAUUUAUUUAUUUACUUAUUUAAUUUUUCAGUUUGAGUGCUUGUUUCUAAAUGUUAUAGCAGAUGAGGCUAAAAACAAGGGCAAAACAAUUCAAUAAAAGAUUUUAAAUGUAGCUCACACCUUUUUUCAAUUCAGCAGGGCAAAGUGGGUCAGCUGGUGAUUUCUGAAGAACCAAACUGAUACCAGUUGUAGUCUUUGUUCUAACACUCUCUCUGAAAUAAAGCAUGUAAAAUAUUUCAAUCUCUUGUUAGCAUCCUCUAAAGCCAUUAUUUCUGUCAUUUUACAUUUUGCUUCACACAAAAAAAGAUUCAGAUGUAUCAUGCCCAAAGGCUGCAAGCAAGUGAUAAAUGCUUUGUUUUAAAUGCGCUUCACAGACUUUUGUCAUUUUAGUGCCAGGACCUGGACAAAUGAAUUAAAACAAUAUAACCUAAUAUAGCCAAGAUUUGCUCUCUGACAGAGGAGGCUAAACUCACAUCUCACUCUUCUGACAAAAAUAAAACAUGUUUUAAGUUGUGCAUUUUUCUGUCAUUUGUUGGUAACAAUGGCAAAAAUGCCCAUUUAUGCAUUUAAUGGGUUCACUCCUGGAGAAGGUCACUAUGUUUAUUUAAAAUCAUCGUUCUCCUUUCUCCACUUGUGCAGUCAAAGAUGAAGGGUGCCAGACUACACAAAUGUGAUUAUUAUUAACUGCUCCUAAAAUCAGCACUUGAACAACCAGCCUGCAGGAGAGAACGUCCUGUGCUUUAUAUUACAUGCAAUGUAUUUACUAGAUCUGGGGAAAAGUUUUCAGUCUGGCAUUCUUUUGAUGCAUUGGGAAAGAGCUCCUAAGAACUCAUAUACUUAUUUAUACAAAUGAAAACCAAGCUGUGUAUUGCACUUAAUUGCUCCAUAUCUAUGUAGCACACAAUUCUUCCAUAAACUGGAGUAAGAAUCUAGUCAGUGAGGUGAAUGACUAAUAUGCAAAAGGUGGUAAGAAUAAUUUUAUUGUAUUAUUAAAUAGCACGUCUUCUUUUCAACCAUUACAAAUUUGUUGAUACUACAUGAAUGACAAUACAUAAUUUCUCUUUUUAUUGUUGCCCAUAUGAUAUAUUUACACAUGCAGUUAGUACCGAUGCCAUGCUACAUUUUGUUAACAGCAUUUUGUUGUUUACUAGACUCAAAAUGUGAGCAUUUCACCUUUUGUAGGAAAAUACCUCUGGGUGGGUGGAACUCGUGCACUAACCUGCGCUCGCAGGGUUGAAAUCAACAGCAUUUCAGGCCAGGCUCCCGGAGCAUGUUCCCUUUUCUUCCCUAGUACCCAUCAUCACAGCAAUGAAUUUCUAUUAGGAAAGUGUUUGUUUUUAAAUUUUUUUUUAAUGUAAGAAAAAAGAAUAUACAUCUAGAUGGAGCAUCCCAAUGACAAAGGCUAAAACCCAUGAAACUUGAUAGCAUUUACUAUUGAUACCACUUGGAAAAGCAAACAUUAUAAAAAUAUUUGGAAGCCAAGCAUAAAUAGAAUUUCAGCACAGUGAUUUUUUUUCUGGCAUAGAUUAUCUGCAGAGUUAUGAAAUGAUACAUUGCUUUGUGAAGAAAGAAUUGGUGCUAUGAGUAAAUUAUUUCAUUUGGAUUCUGUAAUGCUUGAAAGGCCAUUGAACUAUUUUAUUCUCAACAUAAAUAAUCUGUACACAUCCUGUGCAUUAACAUUGUGACAUCUGACAAAGACUUCACAUAUGCAAUGUCAAUUUAAAAUUGUACAUUCAUUUUCAAAUUGUACAUAUUUCUUUCUUUGUUACAGAGAAAAUUGCAAUGGGGCACAAUAAAUACAGUGUAAUCCA
Chiroxiphia lanceolata (lance-tailed manakin) is the source of this 4432-nucleotide messenger RNA. RefSeq names its product INSM transcriptional repressor 2 (gene INSM2). The coding region runs from base 1 to 1425 and encodes 474 amino acids. Gene Ontology annotation, molecular function: RNA polymerase II cis-regulatory region sequence-specific DNA binding; DNA-binding transcription repressor activity, RNA polymerase II-specific. Gene Ontology annotation, biological process: negative regulation of transcription by RNA polymerase II; regulation of cell cycle process; neuron differentiation. The record is from RefSeq and is a predicted model, not a curated record. NCBI's taxonomy places the organism in Eukaryota, Metazoa, Chordata, Aves, Passeriformes, Pipridae. Gene Ontology annotation, cellular component: transcription repressor complex; nucleus. The transcript has a single exon.